AUGAUCAAGGCCGAAAAGAAAGUGGGGUGCCCCGGAUUCCCACUCGUCGGAAACACGGGGAGGCUUCCCACGGACCAAUCACCGGCUGUCGUUGGAAACUUGACGGCUCGCUACCCCACUGGCCCACUGGCUGUCUCCAAAACAUCACCAUCAUGUGCUUCGGCGGCGAGGGUGUGCCGCUCCGGCUUCCCUACGAGAUGUCUCCUCCGACUGGCUACCAGCUCUGCCCGCAUUACGAGACUACUCCGUAACCUUCUUCACCAUCACCACCCCCUUGGCAUCGGCCGCCUGACUUCGACCUCGACGUACCAGCACAUCUCCAAGUCGUCUACGCGGAGCGGGAUGUGCUUGUUUCCAAGCGUCGGGUUUGUGCCCAGCUUCUGCCAGCCCAAGCGAGGCCUGUGUAUUAUCGGCACGCAUGGCCAUACCAUUGCAGUCGACGACGUUGAGACGUUAGUGAGCGUUGGCCAAAUCAAGCUCAAGUGCGCGCCACAUCUCAGCGCCAAUAUGCAGCGCGAUCUCUUUGUCGGUCCGCUUCCACCGGCCGUGCAUAGGUUGCUGAAAGUGGCGGCGGCGGCAUGCUCCCAUUCGCUCGACGCUGCUCGGUUGGCUGGACGCUGA
Podospora bellae-mahoneyi is the source of this 621-nucleotide messenger RNA. RefSeq lists its product as uncharacterized. NCBI's taxonomy places the organism in Eukaryota, Fungi, Ascomycota, Sordariomycetes, Sordariales, Podosporaceae. The record is from RefSeq and is a predicted model, not a curated record.